Armigeres subalbatus is the source of this 606-nucleotide messenger RNA. RefSeq lists its product as uncharacterized. The record is from RefSeq and is a predicted model, not a curated record. NCBI's taxonomy places the organism in Eukaryota, Metazoa, Arthropoda, Insecta, Diptera, Culicidae. Bases 80 to 577 code for a protein of 165 amino acids. The transcript is spliced from 3 exons.
UUGAACUGGAACAGAUGUCAUAUUAGGAUUGUUUUGUUUCGAUACGAAUUGUUGUCACAUUUCGCCCCAAGUUCUCCAAAUGGAAAUCUUUAAAUUCUUCAAUCUGCCGUGGUUAGCGGUCCAGGAUGACAUAAGUCCGUGGAAGCUUCUGUGGCAUAGAGUCAAAUUCUUUUACGAUACUGACGACCUUUUCCGUUUGGAGUCGUUGGCGUUGGGCGUCUUUGUCGGGACGGUUGUUUUUAUAAACAUUUUGCUGCCGUGGAUGUGCACCAAGCGUUAUCGCAGACAGAACAACAUCGACCGACGAAUAGCAGCGGAGGUGAUGCAACAUCUGGAAGAACAUCGCGACUGCCUUAAAGAAAUCACAGAUCUUCUUACUCGUCAGAAUAAUGUUCGUUCUACUUCACAUGGUCCUUCAUCUGAGGAGCAGCCUUCUCGUGAAUCCACCGCAGACCUUAAGGGUGAAAUGGAAACAUUAGAAGGGCCAAAUCAAACAAAGAUUCCUGUAGCCAGACAGCUUCCGCCAACGGUGGGGAGAAAGGUCCGUACGAAGAAAACGCGAUCCGCGACUAAAUGAUGAAUAUAUUUAUUACUAUUAUAUACAUU